UUUUUUUUUUUUUUCAUUCAAAAAAGGAAACAUGUCAUUAAAAGUAAAUAAUACUAAUCUGCAUCAUUCACCACCUCAAUCGCCUCAAUAUAAUAUGCCAAACACUAAUGUCAAACUAAUAAAUUCAAUUGAAAAACGGUGUAGAGAUGACGACACUAUAGCAAAAGAAACUUGUGCUCAAUUUCAGCAACUGACAUGUGAUUCAUUACCGCAUUCACCACCAAGAACACCACUAGGUUCUUUAUCGACCAAUUUUAAUGAAUUAUCAACACAUGCUGACUUAUCUGAAAGCCAUGAGAUGAUAAAACAUGAUAGUGCGCUGAAUUUAGAACAAAAACCAUCAACAGAACUUAAUUUAAAAUGCUUUACACUUAUUAGAACAUUAGGUACAGGGUCGUUUGGUCGAGUUCAUUUGGCAAAAUCAAAGAUAGAUCAAAGUUAUUAUGCUAUUAAAGUUCUUAAGAAAACUGAUAUUGUUCAGUUGAAGCAAGUUGAACAUACAAAAAAUGAAAGAUCCAUAUUAGCUGGUGUUAAAUAUAGUUUUAUUGUUAAUUUAUGGGGUACAUUUCAAGAUGAUGCAAACCUAUACAUGGUGUUAGAUUAUGUACCUGGAGGUGAAUUAUUUUCUCUUAUGAGAAAGACUAUAAGAUUAUCAGAAGACGUUGCUAAAUUUUAUGCUGCGGAAGUCCUUUUAUCUAUUGCAUAUCUUCAUUCACAUAAUAUUAUUUAUCGUGACUUAAAACCAGAGAAUUUACUUUUAGAUAUAGAAGGUCAUAUUAAAAUUACAGAUUUUGGAUUUGCAAAAGUUGUGCCUGAUAUUACAUGGACAUUAUGUGGUACACCUGAUUAUUUAGCUCCCGAAAUUAUUCAAUCAAAAGGAUAUGGAAAACCAGUUGAUUAUUGGGCAUUAGGUAUUUUAAUUUAUGAAAUGCUUGCUGGUAUCGCACCAUUUUAUGAUGAUAAUCAAUUUAAAUUAUAUGAAAAAAUUGUCGCCUGUAAUCCUGUAUAUCCCGACUAUUUUAGUGACCAAGUCGUUGAUUUGCUCAAACAUUUAUUAACUUCGGAUCUGAGCAGUCGCUAUGGCAAUUUAAAACGUGGCUACCAUGACAUUACUGAUCAUCCCUGGUUUAGUUCCAUUGAUUUUGAUAAAUUAGCAAAACGUCAACUAAAACCACCUUUUAUUCCAGAAGUGAAGGGUGAAGGAGAUGCAAGUAAUUUUGAUAUAUACGACGAAGAACGAAUUCCUUAUGGACUACCUGAGCCCGAUCCAUAUCGAAAAUACUUUACUGAGUUUUAAUACUUCACUGUCUAUUAUAAUAGCUCU
Messenger RNA from Cokeromyces recurvatus, 1324 nucleotides. RefSeq names its product camp-dependent protein kinase 8. The transcript has 6 exons. Lineage: Eukaryota; Fungi; Mucoromycota; Mucoromycetes; Mucorales; Mucoraceae. Gene Ontology annotation, molecular function: ATP binding; cAMP-dependent protein kinase activity. Gene Ontology annotation, biological process: peptidyl-serine phosphorylation. The coding region runs from base 32 to 1297 and encodes 421 amino acids. Gene Ontology annotation, cellular component: cAMP-dependent protein kinase complex; nucleus. The record is from RefSeq and is a predicted model, not a curated record.